Molecule: messenger RNA, 1689 nt
Organism: Myxocyprinus asiaticus (Chinese sucker)
Lineage: Eukaryota; Metazoa; Chordata; Actinopteri; Cypriniformes; Catostomidae
Product: DNA primase small subunit-like
Exons: 13
Coding region: 84-1361 (425 amino acids)
Biological process (GO): DNA replication, synthesis of primer
Cellular component (GO): alpha DNA polymerase:primase complex
Source: RefSeq, a predicted model, not a curated record
UCAUUUCCUGUUGACGUUCGAUUUCCCGCGCUGGUUUCAGAUUUUGCGGGAGAAGUCAGCUAUCAUUGAAAACUAAGAGAAACAUGUCGACUUCAGAUUAUGAUGCAGCUUGUUUACCUGACUUGUUGCCGCUUUAUUACCGCAGAAUUUUCCCGUUUCCACAAUACUAUCGCUGGUUAAGUUAUGGCGGAGUGUCUAAAAACUACUUCCAGAACCGCGAAUUUUCCUUCACCCUGAAAGAUGACAUUUAUGUGAGAUAUCAGUCGUUUAGCACUCAGAAUGAGCUGGAGAAAGAGAUGCAGAAAAUUGUUCCAUACAAGAUUGAUAUUGGAGCAGUCUACAGCCACAGGCCCAGUCAACACAACACUGUGAAGUCUGGAACCUUCCAGGCCCUGGAGAAAGAGCUGGUGUUUGAUAUUGACAUGACAGACUAUGAUGAUGUCAGACGUUGCUGCAGUGCUGCUGAUAUAUGUUCAAAGUGUUGGACGCUGAUGACCAUUGCUAUCCAUAUUUUGGACCGGGCACUGCGGGAGGACUUUGGAUUCCAGCAUCUUCUGUGGGUGUACUCGGGCAGGAGAGGAGUGCAUUGCUGGGUUUGUGAUGAUGCGGCUAGGAAGCUCUCGGUGGCGGCGCGGUCUGCCGUGGCAGAGUACCUCAGUUUAGUCAAGGGUGGUGAGGAGACGGUGAGGAAAGUUGUGCUAUCGGAUCCAAUCCAUCCUUUCAUUAGUCAUUCUCUGACUGUCGUGGAACGCUAUUUUCCACAGUAUGCCAUUGUGGGACAGGACAUACUGGGCAGUAAGGAGAGUGUAGACAAAGUGCUCGGUCUGCUACCUGAAGAUAUCAGAAAGGAGCUGAUGACUUUUUAUCAGAAUGAGAAGAACCCAAUGAAGCGAUGGGACAUACUCUGUACUUUGGUCGAAAAUAAAAGGUCGAGCAGUAGGAAGGGUGGACAGUACUUCAAUAAGGAGAUCAUGCUGCAGUACUGUUACCCACGCCUGGAUGUAAACGUCAGUAAAGGAGUCAACCACUUACUGAAGAGUCCAUUCAGUGUACACCCCAAGACAGGUCGAAUCUCUGUGCCAAUUGAUCUGAAAGAACUGGACACAUUUGAUCCUUUUGAGGUGCCUACAAUAAGUCUGAUUUGUGAGGAGCUGGAGAAACCCAGAGCAGAUGAAGGUAAGGAAGAUGAAAUUCGGGACAAAGAGAAUGAACAAGAUGCUGGAGAACACCGCAGAAUCAGAGACUAUAAGCGCACCAGCUUGGCCAAGUAUGUCAAGAUCCUCGAUCGGUUUUUGGAGGAAAUGGCUCGGUCUCGAAAAGGAGAGAUGUUAAGAAAGAGUGAUCUUCAGAAGGAGUUCUAAGUGAAGAGCUGGGACUUUACAACAAGGAAUCAGCAGCUCAGCAGAACACAUUUACACUUUGGUCUGCUCACUCUGCUUUAGAAUAUAGAUGCUUAGAACUAAGAACUAAGGCAAUUUUUGACUCUGAAACUUUCCAUUGGUGGAUCUUGUAGAAACUGUUGAAAUUAUGAAAUAUUUCCAGUUUCUCUUCGAAAAAGAAGAGAAACAUUUUAUAUAUAUAUAUAUAUAUAUGAUUUUUUUUUUUUAUUCAUGUCAUUCUCUAAUAUUUGUAACUUUAUUUUCUGUUAUUAUUUCCUGAUUUUUGUUCAUUAAAAUAACUUGUUCAAGA